Messenger RNA from Monodelphis domestica (gray short-tailed opossum), 1468 nucleotides. Its product is annotated as disks large-associated protein 5-like. NCBI's taxonomy places the organism in Eukaryota, Metazoa, Chordata, Mammalia, Didelphimorphia, Didelphidae. The record is from RefSeq and is a predicted model, not a curated record.
UGGUUGGUCUUAAUGGUUGGAGGGAGAAGAUCCCAAGAUAUUUCCUGCUGGAACUUAAUCCUGGUCUAAGGUGGGCUAUAUGGCAAGGAAUUAGGAGGAUUGUUGUUAUUUUUUUUAAUAGAAUAUCAUCUUCAUCAAUUCCAAUGUGCUACAAAAUGGAUGCAAGUACAGAAAUGAUAAAAAUUAAAGUGGCACACCAGAAAUCAGUUUCUUGGAAGGAAAACAGACAUAAGAAAUAUGAACAUUUUAGACACUUUCCCUUAAUAGAUGACAAUGCCACAAUCCUAGAAAGGAGAAAUCUUACUCAACUGGAAGAGACCAAUGAAAACCUUCAAGAAAAAGACAAUGACAGGCCACAGUCAACUUCUAGUAGUCAACACCAACUGCUGAGUCAGCGAAAGGAGAUGCUUCAGCGGUAUAAAAAGCAAAAGCAGCUUCAAAAAAUGAAAGAGCGGCGAGAGAGAGCCAAACGAGGGAUAUUUAAAGUGGGGCUUUACAGACCUGAUCCACCAAAAUUUCUUAGUUCUCUUCCAGAACAGAAGAUGGGGAAACCUGAAGCAAAGAAGGCUAUUCAGACCUCUGAAUGGAUCACAAGGUCAAAGGUCAAGGACAAAAUGGAGCAGCAACCAAAGGUUUUUCAGACCUCUGUACGGAUCACAAGAUCAAAGGUGAAGGACAAACUAGAGCAACCAAAGAUCUAUGUUGACCAGGUCAAUAAUGGGCACAAUAUGGAAGCAGUCCAAGCUGGCCAGAAGCCAACUUCUGAACACCAGUCUAGCAAAGAAAGGAAAGUUGUAAAACCUGAUAUGAGAGUAACCAGAUCAGCUACCAUAGCAGCAAAACAGAUCCCUAAACCAACUUCAUCUGUUGCAAUGAGAAGGCCUAUACCAAAACUUAUCAGUGAAAACCAACUGGAAAGAAAAGCAUCAACUGAAGAAAGACCUCCUCCAAAGACUGAAGUUAAAGCUGACAAAGGAAAGCCAUCAGUGCAUCUAAAGAAGCUGUACAUAGUAAAUCAGAUGAUCCAGCUGAAUACAAAACACCUGGGAAUAAGAAAAGAAAUCUUAUUGAAGGAAACUGGACCAAGCUAUGUUCUCCCUCAUAUCAGUAAUGUAAAAAAAGCUACAACAAACCCUGAGUGAACACUGUCAAAGCCUUUCAUUAAUAUUUUGUAAGCCGCUGUUUUCAGAGGAUUACAGGUUGGCUAAGAAAACCUUUGUCUGAAGUUGACACUGAUCGGCCUGGAAAUGUUACUUAAGUACAUUAACAGAAAGAUUUCAUUGAUCAUUGAAAUUGGAUCUUUAUUUUUAUUGUUGUUCUUUUUCAUGUUAGAGUGAUUGUAUGUGGUAAGAUAUUUUCACAAAUAGUAUUAAAGGGUGAAACUACUUCUAUUCAUGCUUUGAAUUUUUGUGCAUAUGUAUGUUGUGUUAAAUUCAACAUUGAAUACAACAUUUUUAUUUGGAAUAAA